Molecule: messenger RNA, 757 nt
Organism: Lobosporangium transversale
Lineage: Eukaryota; Fungi; Mortierellomycota; Mortierellomycetes; Mortierellales; Mortierellaceae
Product: ubiquitin-related domain-containing protein
Exons: 3
Coding region: 284-703 (139 amino acids)
Cellular component (GO): BAT3 complex
Molecular function (GO): misfolded protein binding; polyubiquitin modification-dependent protein binding
Source: RefSeq, a predicted model, not a curated record
UCUGUCAUCACAUUUCUCUCCUUUUUCCCUCUACCCUCUUUUUCUUCUUCCGAAUUCACACUCCUUCUUCUCCUUGUCAUUCACUGAUCACUGUGUUUGGCAGCUUUAACUUGGCAUUCUCUUCUUUCCCUCUUCCCUUGGACAACUUUCAAUUGUCUCACAAUUUUAUUUGCAAUUAAUAAGCUUUAUUUAAUACGAAGUACCACAUUUCGCCUCGCCAACAUUUUCCAUUUCCUCAGUCUCUUCAAAUAAUAAUUUUGAAAAUUCUAUCAUUCACGCCGCAAUGGGUAGUACUGAAGCAGCCUCGUCGCUGGAUGCACCUAUUACGCUUCAUGUCAAGACAAUCGAGUCUCAGACUCAUACUGUGAAUGUGUUAGUCAGCGAAACCGUUCUCGACUUGAAAGAGAAACUAGCCGUGAUGCUGCAGGUGCCUAGUCCUCGGCAGCGGCUGAUCUUUCGUGGCCGAGUCAUGGUCGAUGAUAAGCCUUUGACGGAAUAUUCUCUGCAGGAUGGACAGACAAUCCACCUUGUUACCCGACCUGCUGAUGCACCACAGAAUCAGCAAAAUGAUGCUCCUCGAAUAGCUACUGGAUCAACUGCUAGCGGUGCUCCUCUCCGAUUUGACACACCAGAAUAUCUUUUCAGCAUCAUCGGUGUAGAUGAUAACAUGGAUGCUCAGAAUGUAAGUCUUGAGGCUCCGUGAUAAUGUCGAAUUGCGACCUGCAAUAUAUUCUACAGGACCCUUGUCUUAUUUUGU